AUGAUAGGGCCUACCUUUGAAGUUAUACCAACCUCGCGACUUGAGUCAGAACUUCAAUUGCCGUAUUUGCAUGAGCCAGGGCAUGUGGAUGUGCUCUACGAGACGAACGAUCACAUUGAUGAAACCCGAGCCAAGCCGGUCUUUCAAGCGUGCCUUUCAUGUGGGGCUGCGAUUAUAGAUAACUGUGCGGUCAUACAAGACCAGUGGAUCUGCCCAUUCUGUCAAAAUCACAACCCGUUAGUGCAAAAACCCGUUGCAACUCCAUAUGAAGUUGAGCUGCCGAACACAUCCGAUAGUUUCGAAGCUUCAGAUAUUCACACAGUUUUGAUUAUAGACCUGUGCACCCAUAACAAACUAGAGCUGGAGUCACUACAGAGGGUUUUGAUCUCAAGAUUAGAGCGGUGUCGUUCUGAAGCGAAAUUUGGUCUCAUUACGCUGCGACCCGACGGCAAUGUCACAUUGCACUCAGACUCGAGUGAGAUCUGUUUCUCGGGUAACGACGUUAGCACUGUGACAAAAGCCAAAAAUCUGGACUAUCAAUAUUUUCUCAGUAAACUGGCCAAGACCUCUCCGCUUUGUAUUGCCAAGAAGCGAGCAAUGGACGUUGUAGGUCAACUUUCGUUCUCUGAAAACAAGGCUAAAGAUCAAAGGCCCAAGCGAGCUUUGGGAUUAUCGUUUCUACUUGCGGGUCUCUACCCUUCUGCUGAUGACUUCAAGGUGCCAGUUACUGCUUUUAUUACCGGUCCUUGCACCGUAGGACCCGGAAAAGUUGUAGCCAAGAACAAAAAGUUUUAUAUGAGGCAACAUCACGAUCUAGAUGCUGGAAGAGACAAGUAUUUCCGGUCUGCAAGAAGACUUUUUGAACAUCUCUCGGAAAAAGUUACUGUUCAUUUAAUGAUUGCAAGUUUAGAUCAAAUUGGUGUCGUCGAAAUGGCUCCCAUGUGUGAGCGUAUUCAGCAAUUUGACUCCUAUGAGGAAAAACGAUUUCAAGACCUGGUUCCAGUAUUUAGUCUCGCUCAAGAUCAUGUCAAUGAAAUAACUGUUUUUGCCUCAAAAGGACUACUCGUUGAUGGAUGUUAUGGACCCGUCUCCAAACUAAAACCUUCGCAACAGAUAUACAGCGACACACCAUGCGGCGUUUCGGGAACCAAUCGUUGGUUAUCUCACACAGCAACGUCAUCUUUAGCGUUUUCGUUUCAAAUUAACACUUCAGCAACAAAAGAAGAAACCCUGGACGUCGUUCCAGCACACCUAGCAAUACAGUUUCAACACACUUUCUACAAAUGCGGAAAGAAAUACUUGAAGGUAGGGUGCCUUGUCUUAUCAACCACAAAUAAGAAUUUGUCAGAUCCGCGAUCCAUUCCAAAGAGUUUCAAUGUUUCGAUUGCAUUGCCUUGUUUGAUGAAACAAAUCGCAUACGACCAGCUGAUGAAAGGCCAUAUUCACGCCAUUGAUUUACAGCAGUGGCAAAACAAGAUCGACCGGCUUGCAGCCAGGCAUCUCAAAGCUAUGUCAAGAAACCACUCAAAAUUUCUCGAACUACUCUACCGCCUCAAGUGGACAACUCUGCUUCAAAAACGCAAUACUUCACCAGACGAGGCUGCGUGCUUUCAGCACACCAUAUUAUUCGAAAACGCUACAAUUGCUGAGCUUCUAUGUAAGCCUCGAGUAAUGGUAUUCACGGAGGAUAUAAAGUUAGAAGUGACUGCUUUGAACGAACGGUUGCUCCAGCGGAACGAAGCCAUGUGCGUUGAUUUUGGGACCUUAAUACUUUUGCGAUAUUUAAAUGACGACCCCGCGCUUUCCAAGGCCGAAGAAUACGCACACUCUUUGAUCGCUGCUCGAACAUCACCGGUCAGAAUUGAAAAAACCUUUCUCAAAGGGAGCCAAGAUCGGUUUUUCAUAUCUAAACUCAUCCCAGAUCGUGAGAUUAACAGUGAAGAUACUUCACUAUGCGAGUAUACUGGAACAAUUCGAAAAAUGGCUCAAUGUUUACAUGUUUAA
Molecule: messenger RNA, 2004 nt
Organism: Lachancea nothofagi CBS 11611
Lineage: Eukaryota; Fungi; Ascomycota; Saccharomycetes; Saccharomycetales; Saccharomycetaceae
Source: the annotation of a GenBank genome assembly